AUACUUGAGUUAGGUGUGGACUUUGUGGAUUUUUUUUACACAAGCCGCACCUUGUCCAGGAAAGGAGGGGCAGGAACACUCAGCUGUAUUCGGGAGCUGACACAUAGAAAUAAACACGGGAAGAUGAAGUGUUGUCCAUGUGACUCCAGGAACCCAAAUGGGCGGCAGGCCCACACUGUCCAGGAGGUCCUGUCCUCCUCUGGACCAGAGAGAUGGUGGCAGUCCAGGAAAGAUGUGAGUCCAGUCACUCUCCAGUUGGACCUUGACAACCUGUUCCAGCUUGACAACCUGUUUCUCAACUUCAAGGGCCCUCGUCCCAGUGCCUUGGUUAUAGAGAGGACACUCGACAACGGCAGGACAUGGGAGCCGAGCCUCUACCUGGCUACAGAUUGUCAAAGGACUUUUCCUGGCAUCCCCACGUCAACACCUCUUAAACUGGAUGAUACAUACUGCUACACACUGCCCUCUACUGAAGCAACACCCUACCAAGACCACACAAUUGAGUUCAAUCCUCUGCGUCAGUAUGCUUAUGUCCCAGCUUCCAAGAGCCAAAAAAUUGAAGAUGUCACUGGGUUAAUGGGGCUGAGAGUGAGGCUGACAGAGCUGGGGGAUGUGCCACGUCUCCCAGGCAGAGCUCUCAGUAGGUUUUAUGCCCUGAAGGAGAUGAGGGUGAUGGGCAGCUGUUUGUGCCAUGGACACGCCAACCGAUGUCUGCCAGAGGCCUACAACAACCCACUGUCCAAUACCAUACAUGUGAAUCCUCAGUGUGACUGCCAACACAACACAGCAGGUGUGAACUGUGAGCGUUGCGCUGAUCUCUACCAAGAUCUACCCUGGAGACCUGCAGAGGAGGGAGACACUCAUGCCUGCAAACGCUGUGAGUGCAACAACCAUGCCCAGCGCUGUCAUUUUGACCAGGCAGUGUACGCUGCUAGUUGGCAGAGUAGUGGAGGUGUGUGUGAGGGUUGUAUGCACCACACUACAGGACCAAAGUGUGACCAGUGUGCCCCAGGCUACCAACCCAACCCCCGCAGCCGAAUGGACCGUCCUGACGCCUGCAUUCGCUGUAUCUGCAAUCCUGAGGGGUCAGUGAACGAGGGCCAGUGUGACGACAGCACAGGCUUGUGUCAGUGUAAAGUGAACGUAGAAGGUCCCCGCUGUGACCGCUGUAAAAGAGGCCACUAUGGUCUGAUCGACUCCAACCCUCUGGGCUGCACCAAGUGUUCCUGUUCUCCUGACGGGUCCACGUCAGACGUCUGUGACCCUCUGACUGGCCAGUGUCCCUGUCAUCCCCACUUCCAUGGCCUGACCUGUGAAGUCUGUUCAAAAGGCUACUGGAAACCAGCUCUGUCCGGACGCUGUAGACCAUGUGCCUGUGACCCCACCAGGUCAUACAGUGAUACUUGUGACCAGCUGACUGGUCAGUGCCAAUGCAGACCACGGUUUGGAGGCCGAACAUGUACAGAGUGCCCAGAGAACACUUACGGAGACCCACUAGUAGGCUGCCAGCCGUGUGGGUGUGAUACAGAUGGAACCCUUCCAGAGGUUUGUGAUAAGCAGACAGGAGCCUGUCUGUGUCGGCUGGGUGUCGUCGGGACACGCUGUGACUCCUGUAGUCGAGGACACUGUGAUUCUUUCCCUGCCUGCGAGACGUGUCCCUCCUGCUUCUUCAGACUGGACGCACAGAUUCAAAACCUCAGUUUAUCUCUGGGGAGACUCUCCCCCGGCUUCCCUGACACUGACAUUGGAAAGUUCGGGCCGCGCAUCCGGACCCUGGAGGCCAGUCUGAAACGGAUCCAAGACUCCAUUCUCCUUCCUCUCAAUAUUGUUAAACAGAUCGAUGAUGCUCGGUCCCAACUGGACAAGCUGGGGGACCAGGUGGACAAGGUUAAUGAUGACCUCCCAGCCACAACAAGACCUGCUGGUCUGGAGUCAGAGCUGGCCAAGCUGCAGGCUCUGCUGGAUAGCCUCAGUUUGUUGUACAAAGACAAGAAAGGUGCCACGGAUAACACCAUCAGUCCCAACAAUGCAGAUGCAUUUUCUGCCAUCAAGAAAGCCUAUGAUGAGUCGACAGAUGCAGCCGAGAAGGUAGAUGCCAGCGGAAACACGGUGAAGGAGUCUGCUGACAAUAGAGAAGAAGCGACAGAUCUUCAGGGCAACGUGCAACCAGAAAACACCAGAGAUCUGAACAAACUGGACCAGAGCAUGGCUGUCAAACCUGACCUCACUCCAGUUGCCAAACAGGUAUGCGGCAGUGUUCGCACUGAGCCCUGCACCCCUCUUCUAUGUGAGGGUGGAGACUUGUGUCCACCGUCGGGGACCCCGGUGUGUGUAAAGGGGAAAAAGUGUGUGGGCGCCCUGCCGCUGAGUAAGAGGGCAAAGGCUGAUUCUAAGGAUGUGAAGGAUCAACUGGAAAAGCUCUCUGUGAAUGUCACGGACGCUACAGAGAAGCUUCAGGAAACACAGGACACAACCAAUCAGGUGAGACAGUCAGCCGAGAAGCUGUCCAAUAAGAUGAAGCGGACCAGAGAUGAGCUAGAAGAUGACUUAAAGGAGACACGUGACGUUGUGAAAGAACUCAAAGACUUCCUGUCAGACCCGUCCUCCAACCUGACCCACAUCAAGGAGGUGAGUGACUGGAUCCUGAGAGCCAAGCUGCCUAUCAAUCCGGCUGAUCUGAAGAGAAAGCUGGAGGAGCUGAAGAAUCUGGCAGCCACUCUUCCAGACAGCACAGCUGUGUUGAAGGACGCAGAGCCCAAGCUGGAGAAAGCCAGGAAACUGAAGCAGGAGGCCGAGGAAGCCAGGGACAAAGCUCUGGGAGUAAAUGCGGAUGUGGACGGGCUGUUGAAAAAUUUGGGUUUGUUGGAGGGCUCUCUCUUUGGCCUGGAGGACAAACUGCAGAACAAUUUGGAUCGCAUAGAAAACCUGAACGAUACCCUGACUAAGGCCGAGAACAAGCUGACCCCAGCAGAAAAGGAUCUGGAUGAUGUAUCCACGUCUUUAAAACCAAUAAAACCUCUACUGGACAAGAUAAAAGACACACUGGAGAAUGGGAGCCAGCAGGCCCAGUUAGCAGAGGAAAGUGCAGACCAAGCGGAUGAUGAAGCAGAUGCUGCAAAAACGGACCUGACAUCCUUAGAGGACGAGCUUGACCAACUUAAAGACAAGGUUGCUGCCGGUGGUUCCGGUGGGGAUGCCGGGGAGGUGGGAGAUCGACUGGCAAAGCUACAGCAGGACGCUGGAACCCUGGCCAACACCACUACUGACAUGAUGAAUUCUCUAGAAGGUAAGGCAGAUUCCCUGAGGAGCCUUCACGAUCAGAUUGUUCAGAACUCCACCUUGCUUGAGGGACUUGAUGUCAAGCUGAAAGACCUGUUCUCAAAACUUCGAAAGAAAGCAGAUGACCUGAGCAGCUGCCUCUGAGGGGUCAGAGAUAUAUAUGGCUACCGUAGCAAUUGUUGUCUGACUAGAGAGGGGCUUGAAACUACUUUCUUGUGUAUUUAAAUAUCUUCUGAAAGUCUGUAUAAACAGUAGGGACAUUAAAAUAUCAUGCUGUUUCAUUUUCUUCACUUAGCAUUACAUCUGGGAAAGUCACAGAUUCAGACUUUUGGCAGCUCUGCAAGAACCAACACAAACUGAAAAAAUAUUUUUAUUCAGCAGCUUUUCAUUCAAAUGUUCACUGUGACCAAUGGACCAUGAUUAUUGCAUUUUUAAGAACUAUUUUCUCUGUUCCAUUUGUUGUUUGUACAGAACCAAAGUAUUCACAUAAAAGCCUGUUUACACUUUGAUUUGUUUCUAAAUGUUGGAUUGGAGACGCCUGGAUGCUGCUGCAGCUCUUCAUUCAACACCAGACUAUUUACUGCAUAUUUAUUGAGAAAACAAUACAAAAAACACGUAUGUGUUACUACAUUUGUGAAUUCAUGACAUCACUAGUGUUCACACCAGCUUGUGGCACUUGAUAUGUUCAGUUUUUUAACAAAACAGCUUAUGUACAUAUAACAGAGGCAGUGAACACCAGGUUACUGAGUGUCAACACCACCACCUUAAAAUAAAGGUUUAACCUAAAAAAACCUUUCCCCUGCAUUGUCUCUGUGUUGAGUGGAAAUUGGAUUUAUGAUCCUUCAAUGGCAUCCAACUAUAAAAGGAGGAAUCUGUCGGAAUGUAAAUGUUCUUUUCAAUGCCUCAUCCCAUGGCUAUCCGACUUGGUGGAUGUCUUGCUGAGCUGCGUAAGUUCUCAGCUCAGUAAAAGUAAAAAAUCCCCAAUUUUCUUUAAUAUGUUUUCAACUGCAAACUUCUCUUAUUAUCACCAGAGUAACAAUGUUUGGUCUUGAAUUGAAAUGCAAUGUUUCUGAACCAUUAAGUUCAUGACAAUGGGAUAGACAGAAAGACGACCUGAAAACAUACUGUAUCCAUCCACGACUGCGGCAAUAAAAACUGCCAGCAAGGACCCAACUGUCCAAACACAACAGUUAAAGGUACAUUUACAGAUUGUGUUACAGUGUAAUGACUGAAAAAAAAAUCUGCUUUGUAAAACGUCAAAUAAA
Limanda limanda (common dab) is the source of this 4544-nucleotide messenger RNA. RefSeq names its product laminin subunit beta 3 (gene lamb3). Bases 124 to 3423 code for a protein of 1099 amino acids. Gene Ontology annotation, molecular function: extracellular matrix structural constituent. Lineage: Eukaryota; Metazoa; Chordata; Actinopteri; Pleuronectiformes; Pleuronectidae. The record is from RefSeq and is a predicted model, not a curated record. Gene Ontology annotation, biological process: basement membrane assembly; substrate adhesion-dependent cell spreading; cell migration. Gene Ontology annotation, cellular component: laminin trimer. The transcript is spliced from 21 exons.